AUGGAUCGAUCCAAAACGUGUCGACUUCUGUUCACAAUCGUGCUGGUGGCGUUGAUCUGCCCAAUUUCAUCGCAACUAGUUCCCAACUGUGCCAGUGCCUUUGGCUGUCUGUCAUUUCCAACAGACACUUCCUGUCCCAAUCCGGACGAGUUUUGGUCUCCAACGGCUGUCCUUGGUGGGUGUUGUCCUGGAUGCGUCCGUGGUCUUCCCUUGGGGUCACCGUGUGGUGAAGCAAUCGUCACCGAAAGUCCGACUGAUCCGGCCACACCCGAUUGUGCUCCUGGACUGGUGUGUGGCUUGGGAAACGUUUGCCGUUUGAAUACGAGCGACUGUUUAUCGACGUACCACGUGUUGGCCGAUACUAUCGGUUGGGUUCCGCAGUGCGAUAGCCGUGGCCAGUUUGCGUCUAAACAAUGCCGCGGGGAUCGUAUCAAUGGACGUUGCUUCUGCUAUUCGACCGUCGGGAAACGCAUUUUCGGCUGGAGCUGGCUUAACCAAGCCCAAAACAUGACGUGCGCUUGCAGCCGACGACGUGCCGAGCUGGAAGCGGAAGGACGAUUCGAUGUUUCGUUGCAUUGCUCGCAAAACGGAAACUACGAGGAGCUGCAGUGCGACCAGAACGUCUGCUGGUGUGCAGAUCCGCGAACCGGUGUGCAACUGCCUGGUACAAGAGCCGUACCGGAGGAUCUGUGGGCUUUGCUGCCGUGCUAUAACGCGACGCUCUACGGUGUGCAGUAUCUGCGACGUUGCGAAAGUGUCGCUUUUUCGCAGAAACUUCAACGCAAGCAAUUUAUUAUCCGUGGCCACACGGACGUAGCGUUCACUAAUACCGUGUGUGAUUACGAUGGCAGCCAGGGCAUGUACACUAUCGAAGGGCAAGAAGCCGCCUGCACGUGGCACGAUGGGACGAAAAUUGAUCCCUAUAAAACAUCCCUCCGUUCGUUGGGUGCUAUGAAUUGCAAUUGCGCACGCGACGAGCGGCUUUACGCGCUGACCGGACGGAAAAUGGAGCUUGCCUGCGAGGCGAACGGAAACUAUGUGCCACUUCAAUCGCGCAAUGGCGAUCUGUUCUGCGUCGAUCCGCACGGGUUCAUCGUUGCGGAGACGGUGCCAUCUGAGCAGACGAACUGUGACCAGUUCAUAUUUGGUGCCAGCUUGUAA
Anopheles nili is the source of this 1161-nucleotide messenger RNA. RefSeq lists its product as uncharacterized. The record is from RefSeq and is a predicted model, not a curated record. Bases 1 to 1161 code for a protein of 386 amino acids. The transcript has 6 exons. Gene Ontology annotation, biological process: cell-matrix adhesion. NCBI's taxonomy places the organism in Eukaryota, Metazoa, Arthropoda, Insecta, Diptera, Culicidae. Gene Ontology annotation, cellular component: basement membrane.